AUGUCCCCUACAAUGUCGACUACGACCACUAACUUCACAGCCAUACGAACGUCGAAUACGACGGCAAGGCCACAGACUGGCUGCUGGUGGGAAUCCAAACCCGUAGGGACUUCAACUGGUUACGGCGACGCUGAAAUUAUCUGUGCCAUCAGCGAAUCUCGAGGCAUUUCUCCCACUAUUGGUCUUUCCUUUGUCAGUCUCGCUACUUCUGAAGCUACUCUCUGUCAGUUCACCGAUACUCAAACGUAUGCUCGCACCUGCCAUAAGAUCAAAAUCUAUGCUCCAUCAGAGAUUCUUUAUAUGUCUGCUGCGGAAGAUUCGAAACUCAUUUCUGUUGUUGCCGAGAAUCUUGAGGUUGAGACGGCUGGUAUCCGCAUGACAAGUCUCCAUCGCAAGUAUUGGUCUGCACUCAGUGGUCAGGAUUACGUUCAAUGUCUGGCUUUUCCAGACGAGGUAGAGGUAUUGAAAUCAUCAACUGCUGGUUAUUACUUCGCAACAUGCUGUUUCUCCGCUGUUCUGAAGCAUAUCGACAAAUCGAGGGGAUUGGCCUUUGCUCCGCAAACGCUGAGGAUCAAAUUCGAGUCCUCGGAGGGGUCAAUGUUGAUCGAUCUCUCAACAAUGGCGUCGCUCGAGUUGAUUCAGAACCUGCAGAAUGCAAAGUCUCGCGAAUGCCUGUUUGGACUGCUGAACGAAACCAUGACGCCAAUGGGCGCUCGUUUCCUCCGCAGCAAUGUCUUGCAACCAUCAACCGAUGCUGAAAAGAUCAAGAAGCGGCAAGAGGCCGUCACCGAGCUCACCACGAAAGGAGACAUGUUAUUUGCCAUUCGAUCUGCUCUCAAGUCAUUUGUCGAUGCUGAUCGUGUACUUGCGGCGCUCGUGGUCAUUUCUGCAAGACAAGACUUCCACUUCAUGGAGCAAUCCGUGAAUCAUGUGCUGCUGCUGAAAAAACUGGUCGACUCCAUCAAGCCGGUUUGGCAAGCUCUCGCUGGUGCCGGUAGCGAAGAGCUGCAGAUGAUACGCCAGCUUUGUGAGCCGGCGAACUAUUCCAACAUCGAAAAUCUAAUCAGAUGCAGCAUCAACGAGGAUGUAUCAUACUCCGCAAAACCAAUUGAGUUGCGGAGCCAGAGAGUCUUCGCUAUCAAGGUGGGUUGUAACUGCUUCCUCGACGUGGCCCGUCAAGCCUACAAAGAGCUCCAUGACGACGUGAACACAUACUUCGAUGAGCUCAAGAAGCAAUAUGACAUGAACCUGGACCUCAAAUUCGAACACGCACGCCACUAUUACCUCCGCUUCCCGACGGCUGAUCUGGACUCCCCUGCAACGCUUCCUGCCACCUUCAUCAACGCCUACAAUAAGAACAAAUACAUGGAAUGCCAGACCCUCGACCUCGUCAAAAUGAACCAAAAGCUCAAAGACACGCACGGCGAAGUCAUCACCCUCGCCGACAGCACAAUUCAAGAACUGAUUCAGCAAGUCCGGAGUCAAAUCCACCAGCUCUUCAAGAUCAGCGAAUCCAUCGCCACGCUGGACAUGAUGGCGGCUUUCGCUCACUUGACCACAACAUGCAUAAGCGGCGAAUAUACACGGCCGGAGCUCAGCACCCACUCCCUCAUGAUCAAGAGCGGCCGCCACCCCAUCCGCGCCAAACUAAUGUCCACGACACGCGAGAAAUUCGUCCCCAAUGACGUCUACGCUACGCCUCAAAACCGGUUCCACAUCAUCACCGGUGCGAAUAUGAGUGGCAAAUCGACGUAUAUCCGCUCCAUUGCUCUGAUGAGCAUCAUGGCGCAGGUAGGCUGCUUCGUCCCUGCCGAGUACGCCGCUUUCCCGCUGUCCCACGAGUUAUUCGCAAGGGUCAGCACAGACGACAACAUUGAAGCCAACGUCUCGACGUUUGCAAGCGAAAUGCGCGACAUCGCCUUUAUCAUCCGCAACAUCAGCCACAGAAGCCUGGUCAUCAUCGACGAGUUAGGCAGAGGGACAAGCACGACGGACGGACUUGCCAUCGCCAUCGCCAUCGCCGAAACGCUCAUCAACAGCAAUGCCUACGUCUGGUUUGUCACGCAUUUCCGCGAUUUGCCACGGAUUCUGGCCGAUCGCGCGGGCGUCUCGAAUUUACACCUCAGUGUGGACAUCUCGGAGGACUUCACGAAGAUGACGAUGCGGUAUAAGAUCUUGGAGGGUUAUGAGGAGGAGAAAUUCUAUGGUUUGGCUCUGGCUCGCGUGAUCGGUCUUCCACCCGAUGUCCUGGACACGGCGACACACGUGAGCAAGGUAUUGCAUGAGAGGAAUGAAGCGAAAAAACGGAACUCUAGGGCUACCGCGGCGGCGAGGCGGACCAAAUUGAUCUUGAACCUCAGAGAGCAAUUGGUCCAGGCCAGAGAGAAAGAGGUCAGCGCGGAGGCCUUAAGAGACUGGUUGAAGAAUUUGCAGGUUGAAUUCUUGGUCCGGUUGAGGGCAAUUGAGGCGGAUGCUGAAGCGGUGGCGGCGGCGACGGAGGCGGCGGAGGACUAG
Molecule: messenger RNA, 2514 nt
Organism: Cladophialophora carrionii CBS 160.54
Lineage: Eukaryota; Fungi; Ascomycota; Eurotiomycetes; Chaetothyriales; Herpotrichiellaceae
Exons: 8
Coding region: 1-2514 (837 amino acids)
Biological process (GO): mismatch repair; reciprocal meiotic recombination
Cellular component (GO): nucleus
Molecular function (GO): ATP-dependent DNA damage sensor activity; ATP binding; mismatched DNA binding
Source: RefSeq, a predicted model, not a curated record